Magnolia sinica is the source of this 659-nucleotide messenger RNA. RefSeq names its product pathogenesis-related protein PR-4B-like. Bases 34 to 456 code for a protein of 140 amino acids. The transcript has 2 exons. The record is from RefSeq and is a predicted model, not a curated record. Gene Ontology annotation, biological process: defense response to bacterium; defense response to fungus. NCBI's taxonomy places the organism in Eukaryota, Viridiplantae, Streptophyta, Magnoliopsida, Magnoliales, Magnoliaceae. Gene Ontology annotation, molecular function: RNA nuclease activity.
UAGCCAACUUCCUAUCAGAAAAGGAACAGAAGAAUGGAUUCUCUGAAGCUUUGCGCGGCACUCUUACUGUGCAUUGUAGCAGCAGCCCAGGCGCAGAGCGCGUCGAACGUGCGUGCAACGUACCAUCUCUACAAUCCGUCGCAGAUUGGGUGGGACUAUCUCAGGGCCAGCGUGUACUGCGCCACGUGGGACGCGAACAAGCCCCUCGAGUGGCGCCAGAGGUACGGCUGGACUGCCUUCUGCGGCCCUGUGGGGCCCAGGGGACAGGCCUCCUGUGGACGGUGCUUGCGGGUAACAAACACAAGGACUGGGGCCCAGGUGACGGCGAGGAUCGUGGACCAAUGUAGCAAUGGAGGGCUGGAUUUAGACAAGGCCGUCUUCGAUCAGAUCGACACCGAUAGGAAUGGUUAUAAUCAAGGCCACAUGAUCGUCAACUACGAGUUCGUCAACUGUUAAGUCAUCGACUGAGAUGACUGAUUACACAUAACAUCCACAUGCCUUCAACUACCAUCUUAUAGCUGAUUGUAGAAAUAAGGAUGUUUUAUUAUCAAUAAAUAGAUCGAUAUCUGACCGUUGAUCUUCUCAGUAAUCAUGGUUUGAUCAUAAAACAAAGUAUCAUUUUGUAAAAGAAAUGAAAGGAUGGUCUAUUUUCUUUCUUA